AUAUCAUUGUAUUGUCCCACAGACUCUGAAACAGUACGGUCUUUCCCCCAGUUUGAGACGCACAGCUUUCGCUCCACCGCUUCCUUCCGCAUUCAGUUCUACAAACUUCCAAGCAUCCUUCCACCAACCACUUCUCCGGUUCACUUUACAACGCGCCUUUCUUUCCGACAAGCCCAGCGUCCGGAAAACAUCGCAAACAACAUAUAGACCUCAGGAGAACUAUCCUACAUUUCUGGAAACCACGAUCUCGAGUAUCAUGGCGGAUCGGAAGCGAAGUCAACUAACGAUGUCUUCUCCACCAUCACCCCACAAGAGAGCAAAAAUAAGCCCAAACACCUACGAGUUACGCCAGAUUUUCGGCGAGGCGAAAAUGUUGUUAGACAACUCGGCCAACAAGACAUGGACGAUGACACAUGAAAGCGAACAAAAGUUCUUCAUCUUAUUUGACGAGCGGGGUGAACAUGUCCAGGCUAUUUUAACGGCACCCUUCUCCUCCAUCGAUUACACUAUUGGCGAUCCCAAGGUAAUAGCCCACAGCCAUCACCAAGAUCGCAAUUUGAACCCACGACAACUUUACAUGGAAUUUUCAGACCCGCAACAGAGUGCCAAUUUCGUGGAAGAUAUGGUGUCGACCUGCAAUCUCAAAGCCAGGAGGAGAGAGACGGAUUAUCUAAGUAAGGCUUUUACUAUACUCGAGAACAACAAGUUCGAUCACACCCGAAGCAUAUCGAAGCGAAUUGCUGAAGAGCAACCGGAGGACGUCAGGCUCACUCUGGCCAGAUCUCCUGGUGUGAGACAUGCAAACAAGCCUAGUCCAGACAGUGGCAUGUCCACUGCUACAAAUAGCCAAAUCGCUCCUCUUGACAGAAGCUCUACCAAGAGGAACGUUGUCAGCCUCGAGAAAGAUUUCGAAAGAGAUGGGACGGACGAGUUGACUGUCUACAAUACUGGUACUCCUGAACAAAGACAUAAUCUGCAAGAAGUUAUUCAGGUAUUGGCUGGCCAACGACUGGAGGCUCUUUUUGAAGAAGAUCAGAAACUAGUGGAGCUCACAAAGACAAGCAUCACCUUAUACCAAGGUAUGCGAAUGCCUGUAUUUAUUGAGCAGCUGGAGAUGUUGCCAAAUGUCCAAAUUUCCAGACAGCCUAAUCAAGCUUUCACACUUGCCUUCUUGAAGAGGGUCCUUGGUGGACAUGCUCGCGCAGAAGGCUGUUAUGCCGUCCCGCCAAAAUCACGCACGAACCGUCUAUUCCCGGAUGUAAUCGCCUUCAAAGCCCUCAACCCCAACCAUGAUCCACUUCUACCUAGGCAUCCUGGACAGCAUGGUGCUCAAAUAUCGUGCAUUCCUCGUUCCGGCGAUGAAUCUUUAGGAGAAUUUCCCCUAUUCAUACAACACUCAGAAGGAGGUUACCGAUAUUUUGGAUAUUACCGAGAACCUCGCGAACUUGAUCUGAUUGGUGGGAGCGAGAUCUCACAAGUCCCAAAACAUGUCAACCAGUACUGGGCAAAAUACUUAGGAAGAGCCACGCGCCAUACACCGAAAUCGCAGAUGGCCUUGAACGCACUUGUCCAUGGCUGGCCACGAGUAGCGAUUGGUUGGCUGCCGAAGGGCAGGAAGGAUCUCCUAGCUUACGACCCAGAUAUUGUUGAAGACGACGAUGAUCUUGCAAUUCAACGCCCAAUAACCGAGGCGGAAGCAGAGGAAAUUGAAGAGGCGCGAGUGUUGGAGGCUCUGGAGAAGGCGGACAAUGGACGUGGAGAGACGUUUAGACUUUGGUAUGAGUACCUGGAAUGCGUUUCCUAUGACCAAGAGUUCUACAAAAAGCUCGUCAUCAAACAACACGAAUUCAACACAUAAGCAACGAACCCAUUAUCUCCAGCACCAUAUGCCAAUGCCUGAACUAGAGCUACAGCCUAGAUUUUUUAUUUCCUUAUUUACUAUCAAUCAUUGCCAUAAUCGCUUCCUCGGACACU
Mollisia scopiformis is the source of this 1974-nucleotide messenger RNA. RefSeq lists its product as uncharacterized. The record is from RefSeq and is a predicted model, not a curated record. Bases 257 to 1858 code for a protein of 533 amino acids. NCBI's taxonomy places the organism in Eukaryota, Fungi, Ascomycota, Leotiomycetes, Helotiales, Mollisiaceae. The transcript has 4 exons.